Penicillium samsonianum is the source of this 1215-nucleotide messenger RNA. RefSeq names its product putative endoglucanase (gene egl2). Gene Ontology annotation, molecular function: hydrolase activity, hydrolyzing O-glycosyl compounds; cellulose binding. The record is from RefSeq and is a predicted model, not a curated record. Gene Ontology annotation, biological process: glucan catabolic process. Bases 1 to 1215 code for a protein of 404 amino acids. NCBI's taxonomy places the organism in Eukaryota, Fungi, Ascomycota, Eurotiomycetes, Eurotiales, Aspergillaceae. Gene Ontology annotation, cellular component: extracellular region. The transcript has 5 exons.
AUGCGGUAUACCUCUUUGCUUACCAUAGCCGGCGUCACAGGCCUGGUGCUGGCAGCACCAGGUCCAUCCCUAUCUAAAAGGACAUCUUCCUUCGUUUGGUUCGGUGCAAACGAAGCUGGCGCAGAGUUUGGGAGUGGGAACAUUCCAGGAAAACUAGGCACCGAUUAUAUCUGGCCAUCGACCUCAGCCAUUCAAACUCUGCGUAGUGCAGGGAUGAAUAUAUUCCGCGUUCCCUUCGCAAUGGAGCGUUUGGUUCCGGGAACUCUGACGUCGAGUGCGGAUGCGACCUACCUGGCUUCAUUGAAAAGUACUGUCAACUAUAUCACGUCCAGCGGUGGAUAUGCUGUUGUUGAUCCUCACAAUUUUGGACGAUAUUAUGGCAACAUCAUCACCUCUACUAGUGACUUCGGAGCCUUUUGGACCACUCUCGCAUCGGAAUUCGCAUCGAAUGACAAGGUCAUUUUCGACACAAAUAACGAAUUCCAUUCGGAAGACCAAACCUUGGUGCUGAACCUGAAUCAAGCUGCUAUCAACGCUAUCCGAGCUGUAGGAGCCAAAUCACAGUACAUUUUUGUGGAGGGCAACUCCUGGAGUGGCGCAUGGACAUGGCCGACUGUCAAUGAUAAUAUGAAAGCCUUGACAGACCCACAGAACUUGAUUAUUUAUGAGAUGCACCAAUAUCUUGACUCCGAUGGUUCCGGCACAUCAGAGACGUGUGUUAGCUCAACCAUCGGCCAAGAACGAGUUGUGGCUGCCACACAGUGGCUCAAGGACAACGGCAAGAAGGCCUUCUUAGGCGAAUUUGCUGGGGGUGCCAAUUCUGUCUGUCAAAGUGCAGUGACAGGUAUGCUCGAUUACUUGCAAGCGAAUAGCGAUGUCUGGCUUGGUGCGUCCUGGUGGUCCGCGGGACCAUGGUGGGGAGAUUACAUGUACAGCUUCGAGCCUCCUUCCGGCGUAGGCUAUACUUACUAUAUGAGUCUUCUGAAGAAUUAUUUCCCCGGCUCGAAUGGCUCAGGUGGGACAACCACCGCAGUCACCACCACUUCCACAACAACCGUCGCUACUACUACCAAGACCACCACCGCAACUGGGUCAAGCACCACCGGCGCAGCUCACUAUGCACAAUGUGGUGGAAAUAACUGGACCGGGGCAACUACCUGUGUCAGCCCGUACACAUGCCAGAAGCAGAGUGAUUACUACUCGCAGUGCCUGUAG